Molecule: messenger RNA, 837 nt
Organism: Peronospora farinosa
Lineage: Eukaryota; Oomycota; Peronosporomycetes; Peronosporales; Peronosporaceae
Source: the annotation of a GenBank genome assembly
AUGAUGGUGCUUGCAAAAUUGCGUGGAAGCAACGCUCUAGUAGAAGCUGCGGUCCGUAACAGUACGGCGGCCUUUAGCAUGGCUGGCCGCGUGACAUUCGACGAAUUCACAGCUGGAGCCGACGUCAAACAGCUAGAGUUUAUGAAGGAGCAGAUUGUGCAGGUUGACGAGCAGAAUUACGUGGUGGGGCCCAUUAGCAAGAAAGAUGCGCAUAUCCACGAUGGCGUGCUGCACCGCGCCUUUAGCGUCUUCGUCUUCAACUUCGAGAACGAAUUGCUGAUCCAAAAGCGCGCAAGCGAAAAAAUUACGUUUCCUGGUUUCUGGGCCAACACGUGCUGCAGCCACCCACUCUUUAUUGAAAGUGAGCUCGAAGAUGGCGUUGGCGUAAAGCGUGCGGCCAUUCGAAAGCUGGAGCACGAGCUUGGCAUACCUACCUCAACAUUUGCCAUAAACGACCUGGUGUAUGUUUCCUCUGUCAUGUACAAGGCCGCGUCUGGUGCCAAUUGGACGGAGUACGAGAUGGACCACAUCCUCUUCGCCCGUGGCGAGGUUUCUCUGGACAAAUUGAAUAAGAACGAGGUGGAGCAGGUCGAAUAUGUUGCGCAUGAAAACUUGCCGACACUUCUAAGCGAUUCCACACGAAAGCUCUCGCCGUGGUUUCACCUUAUUGGCUCGAAGUUGCUACCGCAUUGGUGGAGUAACCUGGACACUGUACUGGAGAAAGACAACGCCAACUGUGAGAUCUAUGACUUCCGCAGGGCAUCCAACGCUCAGCUACCAUUUAAUACGGAUGCCUGCCUAAGAACAAGCUUUCACGACUUCAAAAAGAACACUUAA